Exserohilum turcica Et28A is the source of this 156-nucleotide messenger RNA. RefSeq lists its product as uncharacterized. The record is from RefSeq and is a predicted model, not a curated record. The annotation marks the transcript as partial. The transcript has a single exon. Lineage: Eukaryota; Fungi; Ascomycota; Dothideomycetes; Pleosporales; Pleosporaceae.
CCUCGCGCGCUCGCCUACCUCUCUAUCCACCUACAACGCGAAAAGGAGCUUGUACAGUACAUUAAAUCCCUCACUAAGAGGCGUACACUACCUUCGCGUCUAAUAAUACGCUAUCUUACGUCAUCUUUGCUUAGUAGAGACGUUUUAGAACGCUAG